AUGACAAGGAAUGCACGAGGAAAGAUCUCCAUUCGCCUCUUUUUGGAGAAAGGUUUGCUGGCGGUUGGCCUUGUGGGGAUUGGUGUCCAGCCUCCGCUUGAUGUGGCGAUAAAAGGCGACAGCUGGGAUUUCCGGUCAGCUGAUGGCAAGCGUUUGUUGGAUGAUGCCGAAGCUGACGGAAAUCUCAUGUGGUCGCACUGGUCUCCGGAGCGCAGAACAUUCUCCUCCUUCCGCGGCCAACCCAUCUAUGACAUGCAAGGCAAACAACAUCAGGGUCCAAAAGCGUUGCGUGAUCUGAACUCACCUGGAGGUUUCACCGACCUUCGUCGAGGUGAUUUGGUGGAUGUGCGUCAGGGCAAUGCCAUGGCUAAGCCAGGGAACGAGGGCGAUUUGCAUCCCUCGAACAUCCUUACAACUCCUAUCUCUGGCACCUCCGCGACGCAAAACCUCUUUAUGAAGAGGGGUGGUUCUGGUCUUCGUUCUCUUGGUGUUGCCUUGGGAGUGAUCGACCGGUUUGGACAACCAUCGUUCACAAUUCUCCAUGCCUUCACGAAUUACUUCACAAGCCUCAUUGUAGUCGAUUUCGAUGGGGCUGAGGAGGAUGAAUAUCCGUGGGAGCUAUGUGUCGUGAUGGCGUCGGCAGUGAAAAGCGAGAACAGCUUCAUUUACGCUGGCUUCUUCGUCACGUUCAUCGCACCGGCGCUGGUAUUCGCCUCACAGCUCACGGGGCGGAUGAGCUUGGUCACCGUCCUGGACCUUACCCCGCAUUCAAAUGGUUGUGGCGCGAAAUCCUUGCGUUCAAAUGGAAAGCGCCGCAACACAUCAACAUCCUUGAAAUUUCAGCCUUUCUCACUGAGCUCCGCCGCCGAGCCCGAGAUCCUCUCCAGCAUGGCCAGCGCUUCUUUUCAGUGGUUGAUUCUCUCGUCUCGUGCUUCGUGCUCUCCAAAGGGAGAUCCUCAUCCAAGCGCCUCAACAGGUUGUGCCGCCGCGCUGCAGCAGUUUUGCUCUCGUCAGGUCUGA
Messenger RNA from Symbiodinium pilosum, 1020 nucleotides. Lineage: Eukaryota; Dinophyceae; Suessiales; Symbiodiniaceae. The record is from the annotation of a GenBank genome assembly.